This is a messenger RNA of Wyeomyia smithii (pitcher-plant mosquito), 5210 nucleotides long. RefSeq names its product integrin alpha-PS1 (gene mew). The transcript has 15 exons. Lineage: Eukaryota; Metazoa; Arthropoda; Insecta; Diptera; Culicidae. Gene Ontology annotation, biological process: cell-matrix adhesion; cell adhesion mediated by integrin; cell-cell adhesion. Bases 556 to 3912 code for a protein of 1118 amino acids. Gene Ontology annotation, molecular function: integrin binding. Gene Ontology annotation, cellular component: integrin complex; external side of plasma membrane. The record is from RefSeq and is a predicted model, not a curated record.
UGAGUUUCAUAAUAUCGAGAGGUAAGGACGUAUAUACGUUGCUCUGCCAGCGGCACCUAAGUUUUAUUUUGCCUACUUUUCGAGGGACAUUUGUGUGGCUGGUUAUUAUUUUGAUUGUAUAUUUUUAUUUCUACUGUAAUUUUAUCAGUUAGUGUACUUUUGAGUUGUUAAUACAAAAUGCACCAAUGAAAAAAUUGUGUAGCGAUCGUGAAUCGUUGAAUUAAGCGAUUGUGUACGGAUGGUGGUGAACUCCACGCAAUCCAUCAAGUAGUGCUGUGUUGUGUAUCGCGUCGCCUUACCGCAUCACCCACCCAUCCUCUGUGCAAUAGUGUAUACCACGUGGAGCGAUAAGAUAGCUUUCCUUUCUCUACAGCCGGUGGGAUGCAAAUGUGUGAGUGAUUGAUGUAGAACGUAAGCGAGCUUCAAUCUUAGUAGCGUUCUGCAAGAAUGUCGAGCGACGCUGAGAGUACAAGUUCAUAGAGGUGCUGAAUGUUAAAAAAUAUGCCAAAAUAGUGCUGUACGUUGACUUAAUCUAGUAGUGAUAAUUGCUAAUUAAUGAAUGACUGCAAACAGCGAAGAAAAAUUAUGAAGAACUGUUCCUGGAUGCCUCUUUUGGCUGCGACAAUAGUGAUGUCAGUUUCCUCAAUAAUAUGCUUCAACUUUGAAACGCGUCUUCCUAUCGUCAAAUACGGAGCUACUAAUACUUACUUUGGAUAUUCGGUAGCAUCACAUACAGAAAAACUAAGGAGUGGAGACAAAAAAAGCUGGAUCCUUGUUGGAGCCCCACUCGGUCAAAACCUUCAACCAUCAACAAAUCGUUCAGGAGCAUUGUUCAAAUGCCCAGUAACUCAGCCGAGCAAUGAUUGUGAACAAGUCACAACAGAUGGUCGCAGAAAACCCUCUGGUGUUUACGAAACUGAUGAUGAGGAUGAUGAUGAGUUGGCACCACCAGGUGAUGACGAAAUUAAGAGCAAUCAGUGGCUGGGUGUCACAGUCCGAUCAGGUGGCAAGGAAGAUAAGAUUUUCGUAUGUGCGCAUCGGUAUAUGAAGAUUCAGCGUAAAGCAACGGAAAACGGAUUACAUAUGGGCCAAGGACUUUGUUAUGUACUAAAUAAUGACUUCUCAUUUGGAUUUGGAGUAGAAGUAUGUUCCGGCCGAUCUAUUGAAAGAGAACAUGAGCAGUAUGCAUUUUGUCAAUCCGGUACUUCGGGAAUGAUCUUAGAUGAUGGAACUGCAGUCAUCGGAACACCCGGUGUGAUGACCUGGAAAGGUACCGUGUUCGCAGUUGAGGUAGAUGGAGAGUUUUUGUCAAGAGACAAAACUCAAUAUUAUGGACCUCAUGAUAACGUAGAUUCACCUGUUCCAAAUUAUGGUUACUUAGGCAUGGCUGUAACUGGUGGACGAUAUUUUGGAGAUUAUAUGUCAUAUGCUGGCGGAGCUCCUAGGUCACGGGGAAAUGGACUUGUGAUAAUUUUUUCGAACAAAUAUAAGAGAAAUCCAAUUUUUAAAGAGAGAGAACUUCGAGGAGAACAAUUUGGGUCAAGCUUUGGAUAUGAGCUGGCCACUGCCGACGUGAAUGGCGAUCAUGCUCCUGACUUGCUAGUAGCAGCUCCUUUUUUCUUCUCUAAAUCUGAAGGUGGAGCAGUGUAUGUGUAUCAGAACGCUAACAAUAACUUUACUGACUUUUACACCACCAAACUUACGGGAAAACUUGAGUCUCGAUUUGGCUUGGCAAUUGCAAAUCUAGGCGAUAUAAACAAAGACGGAUGCGAAGAUAUAGCCGUUGGGGCUCCAUAUGAGGGUAACGGAGUGGUAUACAUUUAUCUUGGAACCCCUAGCGGGUUGUCCAAAAAACCAUCUCAAAUUAUUACGUCAGGCUCUCUAGGGCUGAACGUUCCAACUUUGAAGACAUUCGGCAGUUCCCUAUCUGGAGGAAUCGAUCUCGAUAACAACACUUAUCCGGAUCUAGUGAUAGGUGCAUACGACUCAUCUGCAGUUGUAACACUUUUGGCACGACCAAUCACAAAUAUCAAAACAUUUGUGACGAGCGAAGAAUUGCAGAACAUUGAUCCAACAAAACAAGGCUGUCCGUCUGAUCCUGGUGCCAAUGCCACGUGCUUUUCGUUUAACGCCUGCUGUUCAAUAGAACCAUAUGAAGAAUCAGGGCAUUCUAGUAGUCAAUCACAGCAUCUAAAACUUAUCUAUACGAUUGAAGCAGAAACAUACAACAAUUUGAAAAAGUUUUCUCGUGUUUACUUCGGACCUGAUACAAAAAAUCGAUCAAACAUUCUACGGAAGCAAAUCAGUGUGGUUACAGAUGGGCGUCAGGAAUGUCGCUCAGAAGUGGUCUACAUUAAAGAUAACACUAGAGACAUUCAAAAUCCAAUUCGUUUUCGAUUGAAUUAUACCAUCCUUGAUACGACACUGCCGACAUCAGCAUUAAAUAUAUUAAAUCCUAUUCUAGAUCAAACUCAAGCAGAUAAAACAUUCGAGGCUACCUUCCAGAAAGACUGCGGAAAUGAUGGAAUUUGUCAAUCUAAAAUAGAUCUGAGAGCAAAGUUAUCCUUGGAACAACAAGGUGACAAUACAUAUUCAUUAGUACUGGGACGAGACCGUGGUAUUUUACUGAAUGUGAGUGUAUCGAAUGUUGCAGAUUCAGCAUAUGAAACGCAUUUGUAUGUGAAACAUGAUCCUAGUAUAUCCUACAGUGGUACAAAGAGCCUCUACACGUGUACUCAAUUUAACGCAACUAUCGUCGAUUGUUCGCUCGGAAAUCCGAUGCGACGGAACACAGAUGCCAAAUUUUCUUUGCGGUUUGACCCGCAGCGAGUGGAUGACUUGGUGUCAAAACUAUCGUUUGAAGCAUUUGUCAACACCACAUCAUCGAUUCUUGCGGGGUCUCGGAAUAGCGCAGCUCUAGCGAUUAACGUUAUCAAGCGAGCAAAAAUCAGCAUAUCAGGAGCUGCCCAUCCAGAACAGACUUUCUAUGGAGGUGAUAUCAAAGGCGAAAGCGCCAUGGAAACCGUAGAAGACAUUGGCACACCUGUUCAACACAUAUAUUCGAUCUAUAACGAUGGACCAUGGCGAGCUCCGAAGGUUCAAGUUACCGUGCAAUGGCCUCACCAAGUCGCGAAUGAUAAACCUCAGGGCAAGUGGCUCCUCUAUCUUACAGAUAUACCCUCUGUAGAAGCAACGAACGGAGGAGAUUGUUUUAUCGAGCCUCCUGUAGCUAUGAACCCAUUAGGGCUGAAGAAAAGUUCUGUUCUGAGCGACUUGGUGCAAAUGGACCGCUACACUCAGCGGGCCCAUAAUAAAUCAUUCACAUUCUCAGCAGCUAAAUCUGAACGAAUAUCUUUUUCGAAACAAGCUACGGUCGCCUCAUCCGAAAGUACUCUUAACAGAGUAAGACGAGAUCGCACAAUGGUCAUUCGAGCCGAGCGUCUCACUGAUAAAGAUGGUAAACAGACUGACAUCGUGCAUAUGGACUGCAAACGAAAUACCGCCAAAUGUGUCAAAAUCGUGUGUAAUAUUUAUGAUGUGCAACCAAAAGCACAAGUACUUAUUAAUAUUACAGCUAGACUUUGGAAUUCUACACUAGUAUCGGAUUAUCCCAAAGUGGAUCUGGUGAAAAUAGGUUCUGUAGCAAUGAUUAAGGUAUUCGAGGUGCAACAGGACCACCUUUCUGAUUCAGUUAUGGUGGAGACUCUAGCUUACCCGGAACUAAUGGAUCAAACUGGUGAUGGAUCCAUUCCCAUCUGGGUUAUCAUCCUAGCUAUAUUGAGUGGCUUGCUUGCAUUGGCUUUUUUAAUAUACAUUCUAAAACGAUGUGGCUUCUUCAAACGGCGGAGACCAGAUCCUACUUUAAGUGGUAAUUUAGAAAAAAGUAGUGAAAGUAAACCGUUUAUUUCUUAAGAGCAGUCUAAACCUUAUCAACACUUGAGUCUAAACCUUAACGUAAAGUUAGCAAAGUCAACUUUGAAAGUGAUAUGCACUAUUAUAAUAGAGUGAUAGAUAUGAAUAUAAACAAUUUUCGACCCUCCAUUAGAACAUAGGUAGCAGUAUUUUUUCUGCGCUGAAACAGCACAUGGACAAAUCGUAGAAUUCUAGAGCAUUACAAUCACGGCCAUCUCAUCUAAAACAGCAACAAACUCGACAUACCUCCUGUUCCGUUAUGUAUGUAAGAUUACCCAAACUUGAUCGAUAAAAACGUUUAAUUAAGAUGCUACAAAUCUAAAGACUGAAAUUAUAUUUUUACAGCCAAUUGUCAAAGAGCUGGUAUUAUUGUCAAAUGAGAAAAAAAUCAAUGUACUUAGUCUUAUGCUACCACUAAAAGUGUAGACAUCAAUGAGAAAUCGUUUUUGUUAAUCAUCUUUUUCGUUUAACUUUUCCUAAUAUAAUAAAAGUUUAACCACUGAGGUUAUUUACUUUUUAAAAUUGUGUUUCAUAAAUCUAUGAGUUUUUAACAACAGUAUAAUGACAAAGUCCGCUUGCUCUAGAAUUUUUAGACCGAUUUUCAAGGGGUUUUGAAAUAUACGUAGAAAACGAAACAAAUUGUUAAAAUAAUGAGCGGAUAAUCAUUAUUCGCCGGAAGAUAUGAUAUGUCUGAAAACAAUGGAUAAAAAAGAAUUUACAUCUUGCCUAUUCAAAAGUGCCAUUAUAUAAUACGGAGUAAGAGAGAGGUAUAAGCAAAAAUAAAAAAGGAGUUUCCUCUUUUAUAUAAAAUUUUGCCAGGAAUUUUCAAAUUAUUCUAACACAUGACACAUCUGAACAACGAAUUGUUUUGGUUCCUGUAGGAUACACAGUACGUGAUGUGAUACUUUCUUUGGUUAAUUACUAUUGCCUCUUUCUACUCCAUAUCAUUUUAGUUACGUUCAAUUCUGACUGGAGAUAUCGGGGCUUAUAACGGGAGGCACUUCUCGGUGAAAUGACAACCGUAAUAGGCACAGUGAAAGUGAUUCUCAUUUGAUUUGCACGCGUCUUUUUUCACCGUGAGAUUUUUCCCUUCGUUCUCACCGUGAGGUGACAUCCGUAAUAAGCCGCAUCAUGUACUCAGAAUCAUAAUUAUUCGUAUAAUGCAUCAACAUUUUAGAAAUAAUAGUAAUAACUAUAAGCAUGGUUGUUGAAUUAAGCAAUAUCAAUGGUGGAUCUACAAUCAAUGAACAUAAAUUGUUAACUUUUAGAAAAAAUAAUAAUAAAAAUUGAACUUUAAA